Molecule: messenger RNA, 2226 nt
Organism: Brenthis ino (lesser marbled fritillary)
Lineage: Eukaryota; Metazoa; Arthropoda; Insecta; Lepidoptera; Nymphalidae
Source: the annotation of a GenBank genome assembly
AUGGCUAUGCGCGAUUAUGUUGCUGAUAAAGAAAGCAUUAAAAACUUCUUCAUAGAUUUUUGCCAAACUGAUGAUGAAGGUCGCAAAUUUUUCAAAUAUUCUGAACAGCUUACAAAAGUUGCACAAAGAGAACAGGUAGCAUUUGUAGUGGAUUUAGAUGAUUUACAUGAAAUAAAUGAAGAUUUAGCUGAAGCUGUAAUGAAAAAUACUAGACGGUACACCAAUAUGGUGUCAGAUGUUGUGUAUGAAAUGAUUCCAGAAUAUAAACACAAAGAUGUUGUUGCCAAAGAUUCCUUAGAUGUGUACAUUGAACACAGAAUCAUGUUGGAAGCAAGGAACCAUAGAAUACCCGGUGAAAUGAGAGAUCCCAGAAACAGAUACCCACCAGAAUUGAUAAGACGAUUUGAAGUUUACUUCAAGGAUAUGUCUACAUCUAAAUCAGUACCCAUUAGAGAUGUCAAGGCUGAACACAUUGGUAAACUUGUUACAGUAAGAGGUAUAGUAACCCGCUGCACAGAUGUAAAGCCCCUUCUAGUAGUGGCAACAUACUCCUGCAGUGCAUGCGGGGCGGAGAUUUAUCAACCUGUGAGGGGUCUCCAGUUCACACCUCCCCCUUCAUGUUCUGCAGAAGAGUGCAGAUUGAAUAAGACAGCUGGCCAGCUCCAUCUACAGACCCGAGGCUCUCGGUUCCAGAAGUUCCAGGAGUUAAAGAUACAAGAGCAUUCGGAUCAGGUGCCCGUAGGGCACAUCCCGCGCCAGCUGUCGGUGUACUGCCGCGGCGAGACGUCGCGGCGCGCGCAGCCCGGCGACCACGUGGCCGUCACCGGCAUAUUCCUGCCGAUGCUCAACGCUGGCUUCAAGCAGAUGGUUCAGGGUUUGCUCUCUGAUACGUAUUUGGAAGCUCAUGGAAUAACCUGUUUAAAUCAAAGUGAAGAAGGUGACACUGCAGAAGCACUAACAGAAGAGGAAUUGGCAGAGUUAGCUGAUGAAGAUCUGUACUCGAGGAUGGCGCGCAGCUUAGCCCCCGAGAUAUACGGGCAUGAAGAUGUUAAGAAAGCUCUACUGUUGUUGCUGGUUGGCGGUGUUGAUAAACGUCCCAACGGUAUGAAGAUCCGCGGCAACAUCAACAUCUGCCUGAUGGGCGACCCGGGCGUGGCCAAGUCGCAGCUGCUCAACUACAUCGACCGCCUCGCGCCGCGCAGCCAGUACACCACCGGCCGCGGCUCCUCUGGCGUCGGACUCACUGCUGCUGUCCUCAAGGACCCAUUCACAGGUGAAAUGAUGUUAGAGGGAGGCGCUCUAGUGCUGGCGGACCAGGGCGUGUGCUGCAUCGACGAGUUCGACAAGAUGGCGGAGAACGACCGCACCGCCAUACACGAGGUUAUGGAGCAGCAAACCAUCAGUAUUGCUAAGGCCGGCAUAAUGACGUGCCUGAACGCGCGCGUGUCGAUCCUGGCGGCGGCGAACCCCGCGUACGGCCGCUACAACCCCAAGCGCACCAUCGAGCAGAACAUACAGCUGCCGGCCGCGCUGCUCUCACGCUUCGAUCUGCUCUGGCUCAUACAGGACAAGCCUAACAGAGAGAAAGAUCUAGAACUGGCGAAGCACAUCGCGUACGUGCACCAGCACUCGUCGCAGCCGCCCAGCGAGGUGCGCGCGCUGCCCAUGCGCCUCGUGCGCCGCUACCUCGCGCUCACGCGCCGCAAGCAGCCCACCGUGCCGCGCCCGCUCGCCGACUACAUCGUCUCGUCGUACGUAGAGCUGCGACGCGAGGCGCGCAACGCCCGCGACGUCACCUUCACAUCGGCGAGGAACUUGCUCGCCAUUCUGCGCCUCUCCACUGCGCUCGCACGACUCAGAUUGUCAGAUGUGGUCGAGAAAGAAGAUGUGUCCGAGGCUAUUAGACUCGUUGAGAUGUCGAAACAAUCGUUACAACAUGUUGAAGAAAAUGUACAGAGGGGUAUCAGCGCGACGGACCGCAUCUUCGCGGUGGUGCGCGAGCUGGCGGGCGCCGGCCGCAGCGUGCGCGUCGCCGACGUCAUCGAGCGCUGCGUCGACAAGGGGUUCAAGCCCGACCAGGUGGACGCUUGCAUCGAAGAGUACGAGAAUCUCAAUGUAUGGCAAGUCAACCAAGUGCGGACCAAGAUCACGUUCAUCCGUGUGUUAGAAGCCGCCGCUCGCAACAAUGGCAUCGCGGCGGGCGGCGAGCGACCCAAAGAACCUCAA